CUUUCUUGAAGCAAUAAGCAAAAAAAAACCUUAAUAACAUCAUUUAUAUUCUUUAUGGAAACGAAUAGAAUUGGUUUCGGUCUGAGCAACUCGACAGUACUAAGAUCUCCGAGUAGUUGGUGUUUCUAACAUUCCAAAUUGCCACUGAAAUCUUUACCUGACAUGUUCUCACUAUAAGCACCUACAGCGACAUUUUCUUAAGUGUCUAUUUCUGAGACAAGUUCCACCAUGUAUUACUAUUAGAAAAACUAUAUGCUUAUACCACCACUGCCUACAUAAAGUCUCGGUAGUUGAACCUGAUCCAAACAGUUGUCGAAUUCUCGAUACUUAGCGUUAAUGAACAUUAAUAAUUAAGGCAGAAACGCCCUGCCAUUUAUUUUAAUGAAUUAAUUUUUGAAGAUUACGACAGCAAUCUUGAAAACUUUUUCAUCAACAGCAGAAUGCAAACGGAAUAAAUCGACAUACAAUGUAUUACUUCAUGUUACCUACAUCUUAAGUUAUCUUCGGCGUAAAGCUUUCCACAUGUACUUUGAAGGGUUGCUUCCGUUAUUUUUCUUGCCCAAAAAGGCGUUGUUUGCCUCAGUCCAUAUGCACUAAUGUUCCUCAUCAAAUUUAAUCGUUAACUUCAAAAAGGCUGUUUACAGAUGUAUUUUGUCAGAUGUCGAAUAUUAAAUGCAUAAAGCGGGCCCAACUCUUGAUUAUCUUUGGAUUUCGUCGAAAACCAUCUACCAUGGUUUCCAUUAGGUAAGAAGAACCCUCGAUAAAUUUACGAACAAAGUAAAAAAACAAAAACAGAAAAAAACAACAUUUCGUUUGCGUACAAAAGGAAGGAAUUCAGAGAAGUAUUUAAGUCAACAGCCAAUCGUCUUCGAUAAAAUGUUAAUUGAACGACCUUGGACGUGUUGACACGAAACAUGCAAUUUACUUUUGUUGAACACUUCCACGACUAAAAACAUAGUAAAAGAAGAAAAGAUUUUAACUUAAGAACGCGGAUAUACGGGUUAGGAGUGCUCAGCUCGUGGGAGUCGUAUCGAUAAGAGUCAGAUGUCAGCUUACAUUCCCCUAUCGUGGGAGCGUCUUGGGAUCCAGAAUCGUCUUAGAGGGCACCUUAAUUACUGACCUUACAGGAAGCUAUUUAUGUCCUUGGUUCGUCAUUAGGGUGCUAUUUGUCAACACAUUAAUGUUUAGUGCCAUUACGGCUCUGUGCAUUUAAGUCUUGACAUCAGUGAUAGCAUCAGUUAUCAGUUUAUUUUAAGCGCGUAGGUGACAAGCAAAUUGGGAAUCGUCUCUGGUUUCACGAUAUCAUUAGGAUGUUUUUGCAAAUCAAUUUGAGGCGAUUAAAAUUAUAAAAUCUGCAUGCUUUAAAGGCCAGCGUUGCCUGUCAAAAUGUUUUCCGAUGGAAAUGGAUUGAAAGUCCGUGAUUAAAUUAUCAGUUAUUACGGCUAGCUUUGGGCGAAGAGGCGCCAAGCGGAAGAGAGAAGCGCAGAAAUUGCAAACCAAUUAAAACUUUAAAAAGCUGCUAUUUCAUCCAUUAAAACCAUUACGAUGACCCGGUACCUCUCGCUUCAUGAAUUUCAAAUCACAGACCCGCACUGAUCGCUGUGGUAAUGGCAAAUGUAAAUCUCCUUUUGUGGUCGGCGCUAUGAUGUCUUUGAGGAACAGUCAUCGCAUAAACAAUGAACACUUUCGCAAAUUAUCCACGGUAUUUUAAGGUAAUGGUGCUCUGACAUGACACUGGCAGCACCUGUCUCGUCUACUUAUGUAGCCAAUAUUAAAUGCGAGCGGUGUGAUUAUAAAGUCUACUUCGUUCAGUAAGCGACUGGACGGUGUGUUUUGACUUGUAUCAACCAGCAAAUCGCCAAGACGAUAAAAUCAAGCCAUCAAUUCAGCCUUAUUCAUAAUCCAUCGAGAUGACUUCACAAAAUGGCUCCGUCAACAUUUAGAAGCUGCUGAAAUUAUUACAGGAUUAAAAAAAUAUCCCUUGCAGACGUUGAAGCGAGAAACUAAAGAAGAAAUGUUACUGGAGUAACAAAAGAUCCGCGGAAUUUCAAAGUCAUCGACUAGGGUCAAUUUGGAACUGAAAGUCCUCUGCUAAGGGCACAAGCAAACAUUAAAGCAAGUUGUAAACAGGAACACAAUAAAGGUCAAAAGGUAAGAGAAGCAAUACAUUAUUUCCUGACAGCCGGUCGGAAGUAGUGCUCAUUUUCCAAAAGUAAAUCGGCAGUUAAAGACUUCAAAGCUGUUUGCAGUGUAAAGAUCGUCAUGGCAUCGCCCACGGCGGCCGCGGACAAGGUUCAAGUAAUGAACCACACAAAUGCAUCAAAGCCCGGAAUGUUCCAGAAUGGUUCAUCGGCUGGUGACCUGAACGAUCCACUGAACAUUCUCUCAUUCAGUUUUCUGCUUCUUAUUAUGACUAUGACAUUGUUUGGGAAUGCGCUGGUCAUUCUCGCCUUCAAGAGGAAUACAAAGAUUCGCACAGUGACAAACUAUUUCGUGGUGUCGUUAGCUGUGGCUGAUAUCCUGAUAGCAUUGGUGUCCAUGCCGAUAUGGGCUGCUUAUCUCAUGUCAGGAGUAGAACUCAAACAAGGCCUUCUGAAAGUCUGGACAUUUAUGGAUAUCCUUUGCGGAGUUGCUUCCAUUAUAAACCUGACCGCAAUUAGCAUAGAGAGAUAUUUCUGCAUCACUUACCCGCUCAGUUAUCACACCACAAUGACGUCAGUAAAGGCAAUAACUACCAUAAUCAUAAUUUGGAUUUUUUCCAUCAUUAUGUCGUCGCUCAAGAUUAUCCUAUGGAAGUUGCCUCCGCCGAAAUACGAGCUAAUGGUGGUCAUUAGCUGUUUCUUUGUGCCACUCAUCAUCAUGUGUACCACUUAUAGGUUUAUAUUUAAGACGGCGCGUUUCCAAGCGCGCCAAAUAGCGCUCAUGAUUAACGGCAACGUCAAGAACUUCCUGUUGGCGUCGGAGAUGCGCGCCGCGAAAACGUUAGCCGUUGUAAUGGGCGCCUUUGUCAUCAGUUGGGGGCCAUUCUUCAUUAUAAACAUAGUGUACGGAUUCUGUACUCGAUGCGUUACGCCCGAUUCCGUUGUGGUAGCAAAAUGGAUGCAUUACUCUAACUCUGUUUUCAACCCCAUCGUUUACGCUUGCAUGAACAAGGAGUUCAGGAAAGCAUUUUGCAUUAUCUUAUUUGGACGAAAACGUUGUUGCCGCUUGCGAGGAAGAGCUGAAACAACUACGGAUCAGACAGAGCUCAGUCUGGGAACUCACUUUUAAGAGCGUUGUUGAUAUGUUGACUAAUCAGCGUUAAACCAAAAUUCCAGGAAUGUAUUGUACUUUGCCUCGCUUCGCAUGAGAAAAUAUAUAUUCACUAGACAUUAGUUAAAAAAAAGUUAUUCCAUCUUGGCUCAGUUGCGGAUUAAUAAGGAAGGAAACCAAUGGCAAAUAAGUGAAUUACAUGAUCUAAAUUAUGCUUGAUAACUCUCCUUGACUCGUUAAGACAAAUGGGAUCAUUAUCUCUGCUGCGAGAGAAAAAUUUGGUCCUUUGACAGUUGAUAGUAAGCUUGUUUUUCAUGUAAGUCCUAGCAAGCAAGUGUUUUACCCAGGGUUACCCUUCAGUAGCCUUCUCCGGCCGCUUUGAAACUCUGCGACUCAUUUCUCAUUACUGGCUAUGCAAAUUGUGUACGGUUCUCUAGUGAAAGGGUCCCAAAUUGGAAAUGAGUCGCAUUAAAUCGAAAGUGUUGGUUGAAGUCACAAAUUAGCUUGUUCAACUCUGAUGAAAUCACCUUUUUCAUCAGCGAUAUUAUAACAAUCUGCGCAGAACAAUUAUUUACAAAGCUCGAUUUAUGAGCACAGCAGUAUGUGGCGGACAAGUGCACAAUCGGAACCAGAAAAACUUUUCGCUUAAGAGAGGUGUCCGCUAUUGGGAGGUUAAAAAUGCAGUGUUGUAUUUGGCUGGGAUCAUUGCUGAGUGUCCUCCCAAAAGAGGCGCUCGCUUAGGGGAGGUUUAAAAUGUAUUGUUUGUAUGUGGCUGGGACCAUUACUACCCCCGGGAGGCGUUUGUCAGCGGCGUUGCGAAGGCAGUCUGAAAGAAGGUUGAAUUUGUAACCUUGCGCACAACGAAAGCUUACAAAAGGAUAUUCGGUUUAUAUUGUAGUUUUCCUUUGUUGUACCCACCUGAGAUAACGACAAAUAGGAAUCGUAAUGCAAAUGUACAAUCGUCUUUUCACCAAUUUCUUUCUUAGUAUUGGGUUUGCCUCAGCGCUACCUGCCAUCAUUACUCUGAGACAAUAAACCUUAAGAUCAAAAUCUAGCUUUGUAUCGAAAUCCAAAUUGUAUCAUUUUACUUUAAUUUCUUCAGAAGAAUGAAACGACCAUUAUUAAUAAACUACCGGCGUGCUAUGUUUAAAAGAUAAAAGGCAGUUGUAUUCAAAAAACAAUUUCAAAUGAGAGCAGAUAAGAGCAGAGAUUCUUGUCGCUUGGUGAUUUAAUUUUACUAUUUUGAAAGAUAACAGAUAUCGUUCGGCGCGUGCGCAUUUCAAGGACACUAUUACUUUAACAAACCUGUCAUGUAUUUGGAGAUUCUUUAUCUUAAAAGAACUUGUAAACUGCAUGUUUAUUUUAAAUGAUGAAACACUUACUUCAGUUUUUAAACGUAAAAGGCGUCACCUGUUUUUCUACCAUGGCAACGACCCCUUACGCUCCAGACGACAAGAGAUGUAACUUUCAUGAUUCCUAAAAAGACAUAGGCAGGGAGCCAACGGUACAGUAACUAUGUUUUGAAAACAAGGUCCCUUGUUUCUUAAAGAAUCACUACACCGAUACAUGUAUAUUAUCAAAGGCUGACGGAACAUUAUGACAAAUACCGAAGGCAAAAUAUUUCUAUUUAUAUCUUAGCCGCGAAACAAAUGGAAACAUUCGAAAAAGGUGUCACAUUGUUAUGAUAAACUGGAGCGCUAUUCUUUAUGGCGAAAAUGAACUUCUAAGAAAAAAACAUCUUGUCCAUCUGUGUGGUUGGUGGGCUUAUUGUGAAAACUGAUUGUCUGUAGCAAGACAAAGUAAUUUACAUCCUUUUUACUCUCUUGCUUAACUCGAAUUUUGAGCAUUUCUCUUCGCAUUUGGUAUUCUUUUUGUCGAGGAUUAUUUCACUUUUUUUCACUGCUGCUCGCUUUCCCUUACAGAGCUAAAUCAUUCUUUUGAUGUUCCGCUUUCGCUCCGUCAAAAAGCAACAACUGAAUUUGAUCAUAUGCAAAAUGACCUCUAUCCAAAAAAGACAGAAUAAAUAUUUACAGAUUUUUUUUAUCCUGACUAUAUGUCGGUCGCACAGUCCAUUAAAAAAAAGGUAAAAACGAAGAAAACCCCACCGCCAGCCCUAAAACAAUAAUUAUGAUAAAUUCUGGCCUUGAAUUUCUUCUGGCCUUGUAAUUUCUAAACUGCAAUAGAGCUACGCAGUGUUUUCAAAUCGCCUCACAGCAUAUCAGUGAAUGGUGACACAAUAGCAGGAAAUUGCUUCAGCAUCAUCAUUACGAUUCGGGUAAUGAGGGACUUUUUUAUCUGAAUCCCAUUGAAGGUUACUGUGAAAACCGACAACAUUGCUUAAUGGGGAUUGGCUGAUGCGGUCAAAACAAGUUUUUAUGCCUUUUCAUUAAUUGUUGGAGACAAACGAAUGGGUGUCAUCUUUGAGCGACAUGUCAAGCGCUUUUAGACGAUGAAGAUGAUUUGAGAGCUGAGAAGACGGCACAAAGGUAAGAAACAGAAUAUACCUUUAAAAAUAAGUGUUGUAAGGGACAACAAAGUGCCAAUAUGCUCCUCGCACAAAAAAAAUUCAGUCUAACGCAAACGAAAUUGUUAUGUCCUGGCACUCUCUGACCUUAUACGCAAGCUUACAACGCAAUUUUGGGUUAAAGUACCGACAAAUGCAGGUAAUCUUGUUAGCAUUUGAGAAUUCCAAACACAAAAGUCGGCCAGAGGUGAUGGUGGUGAUCGGGGCAAAAAUAUGGAGUCAAAAACAUGUGCAUCCAAAACGAAAACGAAAAGCAGUAGGUAAGGAAAACAUUACGCAGUAACAACGUCAGAAUAGAACUUAGCUUAAUAUUCGAGUUGUUUUACGAGCGUCAAACGACGAUAUUUAAGAGCAGACAGUUUCAUUUCCAUAAAAAAUAUCUUUUUGGGGCAUUAAGCUAGAAUGCUUUGGUCAAUUAUUUUAUACUUAUUGGAGAAAAAGUGUGUUUGCUGACAAAAUCAAGAAUGAAAACGUAAACAUGAGGUCUCACGUGAAACACCAUACAGCCUCAUACUGUUAUUAUUCGAAUACAAAGAUGUCUUAUAUAAAAUUAAUCGCUUUUCUCUUAUUUCACAAGACGUUGUUGCAUUUUGAAGAAAGUCACUAAGCAAGAACCCCGAUGCUUUUAAGGUGUUAUCAUUAUAUUUAUUCUGAAUUUAUUCGCCUUUUCCGGCUUUCAACUCAAAACACGAAACUCAACUUCCUAAUUUGACAUUAUUCUGUCAGUUCCAGGUUGCCUCUUGAGGCCUGGAGUUAUAGCUAUAUAUGGUAAACAGUUAUCUAAACGACGUCUCGAGCUCAAAAUUUUGUUAACGAGGUGGAAGAGGCAUUCAUUAAGGUUCGAUUUUCUCUUGUCACCUUCGAGAAAAAUAGGCAUUCGGAUUUAAUACGAUCAUAAAAUUUACUUCAUUGUAUAAAAGCUUCAAAUUGUUUCUGAAAGCGUGCAAAUGUUACAAAAUAAAACUUGGAUUAUUGUUGUUUGUGUUACAACAUGGAAAGCCUCGAUUUGCCAACAAAAAUCAACCAAUUUUUUAAAGGAUAUUUUGGUAUUUCACUUUGAGUGAGCUCAAUAAUUUCAAUAUGAAUCUUUAAAAUUUUUAAAAUCUUUAAAAUCUUUAAAAUUUCUAUGAACUUUGGUGGAGCAUUUUUGUUCAUUUUUCUGUGGAUCUUCAGUGCCUGUAUGAUGUUCUUGUGAUGUUCGUGUUGUUCCCACCGACGCAAAGCAGUCGAUAAAUCAUAACACAAAAACAUUUAAAGUAAACGUUACCAAUUGAUCACUAUUCCUCCAAUCGGUUCUUCUUUGUAGACUUUCCGGAUUUCCGCUUUUCCUCCUCUUAAACGUCUUUAAAGUCCUUUGGGGCAAAAUAAAAAUACCUUGCUCUGAAUGAAAUAAACACAACAUUUAGUCGCAUGUGCUAUUUUGCCGUUUGGUGAAAUUCAUGUUUUCAGUAGACGUAAGAUAUAGUUUGCCCUAAAAUGGAAGAAACUAAACUAAUUACAAAAUAACUACCACCACAUUCCUAUUUUUCUAUCAAGUACGUGAGCGUAAAUCACAUCACAGCUGGGGAAUAAAUCCUGUAUUUUAUAUGGCCUAAUAAGUAUAUCAUAUCCGUGUCUCUUUGUACCUUCUCCCCUAAGUAUUGAGAAGGAAAUGGAGGAUGAAUUAAAUUGAACAAAAAAAACACCGUCAAUUGAAAAUAAAUCCUGUCCAUACAGUUAUUCAAAUUCAAUAAAUAUGUUCGCGGGCAAUGAGAAAAUAAAUACAAAACAUGAGAAUCGGGAACAUAGAAGGCUGCAGUAUUUUGUACGCAGGUAAAAUAACAUUGAACCAAAAACCAUUUCAUACGCAAAAUUGAAGGUUUUGUUAACGUGAAUUCCUAUCAUUUUCAAAUUAGCAUAAAUUUCGAUCUGUAUCAUUAAACCAUCGGAAGACACUUCAAGCUAUUCAUACAGUUAUCUAGAUAAAAAUAUGUCUUCUUUUCCAUUACACGCUAUCCUCAAGCAUCUGAGUAAAUCAAACCUCGCUUCUUUUGUCUUCAAGAAGAACUCAACUUUUCUUGUUAGCUUUUCAAACUAAAUAUGAAAAUAUAGCAAUUUGCAUAUCAUUAAAUGUAUAUUUUUUACUCAUAUUUUUUUACGUUUGCGAUAUCAUGCGAGACAAUUCAUACAGCACGUACAUGCAAUUUCAAAUCCAAGAUCAAUUAUCGAGUAUCUCUUUAAUCGAUUUACUAGGGAUUUAUUACCAUAUUGCUCUGGAACAUUAAGUGCAGGAAAGCCAUCCUAAGAUUUCAUAUUAACCCCUCGGGCAGACAUUUAACAAGGCACGAAAUAUUACAAAGCACAUUAAAAAAAACUCCUGUUUCUGUUGCGCAAAACUAAAAAGACAUAAUUUGUGCUUUCUCUAUCUUGCUGAGAAUCACCACAACAUACAGGAACAAUUUAUAGUGCAGUUCUCAAGAAUUUUGCCAUUAAAGCUCAUCAUGAGAAAUACGAAAUCCUAGGAAAGUCGUGAAGCUUUUAUAUUUUACAACAGCAUUUUUACCACAUUUGCUUCUUUCUACGUUUAGGCUGCAUCUGGCAAUUGCAUAUUUCAAUUAUUUCCAAAUAUUGCAUAUUUCAAAGAGAGAUUGAUGAAUCUUCAAUUGAAUAACAAUUGCCCAUAAUGUUUUCCUUUGGUUUCUCAAACUCAUUAAGUAUUCAUGCAGCUCUUACCCAACCAGAGCAUCUUAUUCUGGUCAGGUGGAUGGGUUUAGAAACCCAUUGAAAAACGAGGUGAAAACCACGGCGUGUUU
Molecule: messenger RNA, 8568 nt
Organism: Orbicella faveolata
Lineage: Eukaryota; Metazoa; Cnidaria; Anthozoa; Scleractinia; Merulinidae
Product: histamine H2 receptor-like
Biological process (GO): positive regulation of MAPK cascade; adenylate cyclase-activating adrenergic receptor signaling pathway
Cellular component (GO): plasma membrane
Molecular function (GO): G protein-coupled receptor activity
Source: RefSeq, a predicted model, not a curated record